Molecule: messenger RNA, 870 nt
Organism: Caenorhabditis remanei
Lineage: Eukaryota; Metazoa; Nematoda; Chromadorea; Rhabditida; Rhabditidae
Exons: 3
Coding region: 1-870 (289 amino acids)
Biological process (GO): potassium ion transmembrane transport
Cellular component (GO): membrane
Molecular function (GO): identical protein binding; potassium channel activity
Source: RefSeq, a predicted model, not a curated record
AUGGCAAAAAUUGGCCGCUAUUUGUUUGUGUCUUUCCCAAUACCUGCGCAACUGACGGACGACGAUGCAAAAAGACAACCUCAAUUGACGUUGAAGAUGAUAAUCGAAGUCCGUGAUGACUUGGGAAGUGCCGCUUCGAUCUUCUCCCGAAAGCAUCCACUCUCCUGCUGGCUCUCCUCAAUGUUGAUGUGCUUCGCCGACGCCUUCCUUGCCAAUUUUCUACUCGGUGAACCUGUGAUCGCUCCAUUCAAACGACAUGAUGAUGUGAUUCUUGCUACAUUUGUCUGGUACUGUGUGUUUUAUGCACCAUUCGAUGGAAUCUACAAAAUUGCAAAAAUCACACCGGUCAAAUGUGUGCUCGCCGUGAUGAAGGAAGUGAAGAGAGCGUAUAAAGUGUCUCAUGGAGUAUCACAUGCUGCGAAGUUGUAUCCAAACUCGUAUCUCGUUCAAGUACUUGUUGGAACUGCCAAAGGAGCUGGAUCUGGAAUCGUAAGAACAUUGGAGCAGUUGGUUCGAGGAGUCUGGUUGCCAACUCACAAUGAGUUGCUCCGCCCAUCAUUUGCCACCAAAGCUUGCGUCGUUGCAGCUUCAGUUUUAGCUCUUGAGAAGAGUGGAACCUAUUUGACAGCUCCACACGAUCUUAUCUACUUGGUUAUCGUCGGAUUCUUCGUCUACUUCAAGCUCUCCGCUGUCAUUCUCCACGUCACCGAUCCAUUCGCCCCAAUUGAGAAUCUGUUCUGUGCAGUUUUCAUGGGUGGACUCUGGGAUGCCGUCUCUCGUGCUCUUGCCGCCUCCCGUGAUCGUCGUGCCGCUGGACAUUCGAACGAAAAUGGUUCUUCAAUUUCCACAUCGGAAAAAAAGGAUCAAUAG